UUCUCAUUGUGUCAGGUAAGCUUGCAUUUCAAGAAUUCCUAAUGUCGAAACAUUACUGGCAGAAUACAUCAUACACAUAGUACUGUGCCUCCAGCAUCAAAACAGAAGUCUAGAAAUAUAAUGUGAAACUAAGAAUCACCUAAAAUAACUACUUAAAAGUUCAGGUUCUCACAAAACUCUCUUAUUAACAACUUAAUUGAUUUCAAGUUCUCUACUUAUAUCCCAACGAACAAUUACUCACAUAAGUAGUCUCUACAGACUUCAGAGGGGUUAUUCCUGAAAGUAACAGCUCACCAUAGUUCAAAAUGUAUAGUUCUUCCCUUAAAACAUUACAAAGAAAUCCAAAUGAAACACUUAGAAUUACUCAUCUUAUUUAAAUUCAUUAUUUUUUUUUCUCCAAUGUUAUCCUUCUUAGUUCUAAAAGCUCUAAAAAAAAGGGGUCAUAAAAUUUUAGAAAAUAAAAGCUAUAAGCAAUAUAAUUUCAUCAACAAUUAAGAAAUCUAAGGGAAGAAAAAAAACCACAACCAACCCCAAAACCCCGUUAACAGGACCUAGGACGACCGCCCAAAAUAGCUUCCCCCACCCCUAAAAAACACACAUAGACACACAGAUAAUUACUGCUUACUGAUUUUUGGGGAGGAGCUUAUGACCAGCAGUCACCCAACUAGGGGGAAAAUCGUAUAAAUACUCAAGGGUUACACUUGAAAUCAUCAGCUUCUGCUCACUCACCAGUGGCAAAAGAACUCCUCAGUAGAGGUUUCACUGCUCUACCACUCUGCAUUGGAGCUCUGCAACAUUUUGAACGGAUUUGGAAACAUGCAUUUACAAAUAUCCUUACUGUUGCCAUUUUGUCUGAACAUUGUCCAUGGUAGCGAUGGAUAUUUUUCUGAGCGAUAUCAGAAACAAUCCAGCAUCAAGGGGCCACAUUUUCUACCAUACAAUGUAAAGAGUCAAGGUGUGCAGAUAAGGGGUGAACAAGGACCCCCUGGUCCCCCAGGCCCUAUCGGGCCAAGAGGACAACCAGGUCCUGCAGGAAAACCAGGGUUUGGAAGUCCUGGUCCCCAAGGCCCCCCUGGUCCCCCAGGUCCACCUGGAUUCUCUGCAGUUGGAAAGCCAGGCGUGCCUGGUCUACCAGGAAAGCCAGGAGACAGAGGACUACAUGGUGAGAAAGGAGAAGCUGGACCUGUUGGGCUUCCAGGAGCAAGAGGGCCACAAGGACCCCCUGGCACUCCCGGCCCUGCAGGACUGUCUGUUCCUGGCAAGCCAGGACCACAAGGCCCUCCGGGAGCUCAAGGGCCGAGGGGCCUCCCCGGUGAGAAGGGAGAGCCAGGUAUCCCUGGUAUAAACGGACAAAAGGGAGAAAGUGGAUUCGGUGUUCCAGGCCGCCCAGGUAGCAGGGGCCUUCCAGGCCCACAGGGACCCCGGGGCCUCCCUGGCCCUGCUGGGGUAGGCAAGCCUGGUGAAAACGGUCUUCCAGGUCAGCCAGGUAUGAAAGGUGAUAGAGGCUUACCAGGUGCACCUGGAGCAGCUGGUAUCCCAGGUCCCCAGGGUCCCCCAGGAGAACCUGGAGAAGCUGGCAUUGGCAAGCCUGGGCCAAUGGGACCACCAGGAGCAGCAGGCAUCCCUGGAGCCAAGGGACACCCUGGACCUGCAGGCUUGCCUGGAUCCCCAGGUCUUCCAGGCUUUGGAAAGCCAGGAUUGCCAGGGAUGAAGGGACACAGAGGGCCUGAAGGUCCUCCUGGCCUUCCAGGACCUAAAGGAGAUCAAGGCCCGGCUGGUGUGCCAGGUGAGCCAGGGCCUGCUGGGCCACCAGGGAACAUGGGCCCUCAAGGACUCAAAGGCUUGCCCGGUGAGAAUGGCCUACCAGGGCCAAAAGGUGACACGGGCCCUGCAGGCCCCCCAGGAUUCCCAGGGGCCAAGGGUGAACGAGGUCUACCAGGAUUAGAGGGAAAACCAGGAUACCCAGGUGAACAGGGUGUUGCUGGUCCUAAGGGGCACCCAGGUUUCCCAGGUCCAAAAGGUGACAUUGGCCAUGCUGGCCUACCUGGCUUGCCCGGUCCAAUGGGUCCACAAGGAGUUAAGGGAGUGCCAGGGAUCAAUGGUGAGCCAGGCCCUAGAGGGCCUUCAGGAAUACCUGGGAUCAGAGGUCCCAUUGGUGCCCCCGGCCUGCCAGGAGCCCCUGGUGCGAAAGGUGAGCCAGGAGCACCAGGGCUGCCAGGCCCAGCAGGUAUUGCUGUGAAAGGCUUAAGAGGACCCAUGGGACCUCCCGGACCCCCCGGGCCUAAAGGCAACAAUGGAGAGCCUGGCCUGCCAGGCCCCCCAGGUCCUCCUGGUCCCCCCGGCCAAGCUGUAAUCCCACAGAUGCCUGAAAGCUACGUUAAAGCAGGAGAGUCUCGGGAGCUAUCAGGAAUGUCUUUCAUGAAAGGAGGCGUAAACCAAGCUCUUACAGGGAUGCCAGUGUCCGCUUUCAGUGUCAUCCUCUCCAAAGCCUACCCUGGGGCAACAGUCCCCAUCAAAUUUGAUAAAAUCCUGUACAAUAGGCAGCAACACUAUGACCCCAGAACAGGAAUCUUCACCUGCAGGAUCCCUGGACUGUAUUAUUUCUCCUACCACGUACAUGCAAAAGGAACAAAUGUUUGGGUUGCACUCUACAAAAAUGGUUCCCCACUCAUGUACACUUAUGAUGAAUACAAGAAAGGAUACCUUGACCAGGCUUCUGGCAGUGCUGUCAUUGAUCUCAUGGAGAAUGAUCAAGUAUGGCUCCAGUUGCCCAAUUCAGAAUCUAAUGGUCUCUACUCCUCUGACUAUGUUCACUCUUCUUUCUCAGGUUUCCUAUUUGCUCAUAUCUAACAACAUCCCACUUACACUGUCCUGACACUCUUUCCUUCAGACCAUUUUGACUGGGCGCUGAUCUGAUUUGUCAUUAGCAGGCCAUGCAGCUUCAAUUUUGCAACAGAAAUGGAGGAGGAAGUGAGAAGGUGAAAGACAGUCAUUCAAACCCAGUAGAAUAUUGUAUAUUUUUAGAGAAUUGUCACAAUAAAUUUGUUUCCAAAUGAUGGAUCAAUUGUCUGACUGAAUGCAACAUUAAAAUUUUACGAAUUAAUAUAA
Falco peregrinus (peregrine falcon) is the source of this 3108-nucleotide messenger RNA. RefSeq names its product collagen type X alpha 1 chain (gene COL10A1). The record is from RefSeq and is a predicted model, not a curated record. NCBI's taxonomy places the organism in Eukaryota, Metazoa, Chordata, Aves, Falconiformes, Falconidae. Gene Ontology annotation, molecular function: protein binding.